AAUUAGCGGUUCGAAGAAUGGACUGAAAAGAUGUGCCUUUCUUCUUCCUCCAACCAGCACAGGACCAAUGUGCUGAUGUCGCCAGAGUAGGUUAAAGCUGCAACGAAGACCUCACAUUUGAAAGGGCACUAGGAGAUGAAACGUCGGAUUUUUCCAGAGACUUUUCCUCAUAAAUCCGAGCUCGUCCGCCUGCGAUCGGGUGACGGCAGCGCACUACUCUGGGCGGAGGACCGAAGACACGACCAUUUCCCAAAUGGCACAAAACCACAUAAUGGGAAAUGGCUCAAAUGAGUUUGCCGUUCCUUUCUUGGAGCGCGAUGCCUGCUCUGCCAACAACACUUCAGAGGAGCCACAAGGCAAACAUCUGUGGCCCAGAGCAGAGGCCCGCAAAUGGAUGCCAGUGUUGUUUGUGGGGACGUGCCUGUUGUACUGUGCCCGGAUGACGAUGCCCGUUUGUGUGGUGGCGAUGGCAGCCACGUUCCGCUGGAACAAGAUCGAGUCUGGCCUGGCCCUGGGUGGAUUCUUCUGGGGCUACUCGUGCACUCAGAUCCUGGGGGGUCAUGCGAGUGACAAGCAAGUCUUUCUACUUGGCUCACUUCUGCAGGCUUCACACACUUUUGGGGUCCAGGAAACCCCUCAUAAUCCCAACGGCAAUAUUGUAUGUGAUUUAUCCACAAAAAUUUGACCUGAGAAUUGGAGGGGAGCGAGUCCUGCUCUUCUCAGCCACCUCGUGGGCGGUGGUCACAGCCAGCACACCAGCUUUGGCCCACUUUGGCUCUCGCACCCUGGCUCUAAUGACCAUGGCCCGAGUCUUCAUGGGAAUACUGCAAGGUGUAUUCUUCCCAUCUUUGGCCAGUCUGAUCGCACAGCGUGCACCAGAAGGGGAGAAGAGCUUUUUAAACAGCAUCAUGCAGAGUGGUAGCUCUCUUGGAAUACUGUUGGCAGGCUUGCUGGGCUCCGUACUGCUGGACCGAUAUGGUUGGGAAAGUGUAUUCUAUGCUGUUGGUCUUCUGUCUGGAUUCUGGGCGCUCGUUGUGUGGCAGUGUUUCCUGAAAGGCAAAGCUUAUCCAAAGCAGAAAGAAGGAAGAGAUGACUCCCAAUCAAGGAGUUUUGCAUGUACACAUCUGCUGAGCCUCUUCAAAAAACCAUGCGUCUGGGCCAUGGUCUUGGCUCACCUGUGCACAUGCGGCACCUCCUACACGUUACUCUCAUGGAUGCCGACAUACUUCCAUGAAGAAUAUCCCCACGCCACGAUGUGGGUGUACAAUGUGUUCCCUUGGGCGGCUGCCAUUCCGGCGGCGCUUUGUGGCGGAUAUCUCUCCGAUUCGCUCAUCAGCCAAGGAUACAGUGUCGCGUUUGUGAGAAAGUCCAUGCAAUUCAUCGCCAUGGGCGUGUCCAGCGCUUUUGUCUUGCCGCUGUCUGUCGAGGUGUCCUUUCCCAUCGCCGUCAUCUGCAUCUCUGCUGCGAUGGUUGCACUCUCCUUCACCAGCUGUGGUGCAUCUGUGAAUGUGCAGGAUCUCACUCCUUCACGGGCCGGUGCCCUCUUUGGCUUCAUGAAUAUGCUCGGAGCUUUCACGGGUGUGCUGAUGGUGUCGCUGUCGGGUUACAUGAUUGAGGUGACCCAGUCGUGGGCGUCAGUGUUCUACCUCAUUGCCUUCGUCCACUGCUUCGGCCUCGCCGUCUUCCUCUACUUUGGAGAUGCCCAACGCGUCGACCUCUCAGCUUUCAUACAAUAA
Messenger RNA from Hippocampus comes (tiger tail seahorse), 1736 nucleotides. Its product is annotated as solute carrier family 17 member 9-like. Gene Ontology annotation, cellular component: membrane. Lineage: Eukaryota; Metazoa; Chordata; Actinopteri; Syngnathiformes; Syngnathidae. The coding region runs from base 561 to 1736 and encodes 391 amino acids. The transcript has 13 exons. Gene Ontology annotation, molecular function: transmembrane transporter activity. Gene Ontology annotation, biological process: ATP transport; transmembrane transport. The record is from RefSeq and is a predicted model, not a curated record.